AUCACCUUUACUUAAAACCUAAUAAAAAUGUUAUAAAUAAAACAGGACUAUGAAGUUACUAAAGUUCCACCUUCGCUAUCAUCCACCAGGCUUGGUGCUGGAGUACCUCCAAAAAGGUCUGAUAAAAAAUAAGGAUAUUGAUCUUCUGGACAUGAACUGCAAUACCGACAUUCAAGAAUUGGCAACAAAGCUCUAUCAACGCGAGGUUCUGAUCACAGAUGACGUUAGGAACCAAUUGGAGCAAUGUUUGGAGACUUUAAAGAAGCGAAUCGAGCAUGAAGGCCCAAUGGGCAAGAGAUUUUAUAUUUACAAGACAUUGGUCACCCACAUUUUGCCCCUUACAAACGUUUGCUUUGAUAAGAUUGGAAAGAGAUGUUUAUCAGGAAGUUACGAUCGGACCUGUAAGGUUUGGGAUGUGGAUUCAGGCCAAGAAUUAAAGACACUCACUGGUCAUCAAAACGUUGUAUAUUCUGUGGCAUUUAACUUUCCAGCCUGUAAUCGCGUGAUAACAGGGUCCUUUGACAAGACGGCUAAAAUCUGGAAGCCUGAGACCGGCGAAUGUCUGGCGACAUUAUGGGGUCAUGCUGGUGAAGUUGUUGCCGCCCAGUUCAGCGCGAAGGGAGAUCAUGCAGCCACUGGCUCUAUGGAUACAACAGCUAAGCUCUUCGACGUUAGGACUGGCAUGGAGAUCAACACGUACGCUGGGCACACAGCGGAGGUGAUAGCUCUGCAGUUUGACCCUAAUGAAGGACAACGACUAAUUACAGGAUCUUUUGAUGGUACCAUCUCUAUAUGGGAUACGAGACUUAAAGAUCGUGUUUCAGUACUGAGAGGCCAUGAAGGUGAAAUAUCCAACGUCCAGUUCAACUGGGACAGCUCCCUCGUGGGGUCAUCUUCCUUGGAUGGGAGUGCGAAGCUCUGGGACGCCAGGAAGACAGAAUGUCUUGCAACUGUCGCGGGGCACACGGAUGAGGUGCUAGACAUCUGCUUUGACUGGGCCGGUCAACGGAUGGCAACAUCUUCUAGUGACUGUUCAGCUCGCAUCUAUGACGUGAAAUCGGACUUCAAGGAGCUGGCUGUCAUGAGGGGACAUAGGGAGGAGGUUUCUAAGGUGUGUUUCAGUCCAGCUGGUGGAUGUCUUUUGAGUGCUUCAGCAGACCGUAGUGCGAGAAUAUGGAAUACUUCCACAGGCAACUGUUUACAGGUCCUAUCCGGCCACUGUGGGGAGAUUUUCUCGUGCGCGUUUUCGUACGCCGGUGAUGCUAUCAUUACAGCGUCAAAAGAUAACACGUGCAGGAUCUGGCGGUGACUGGAAUGGUG
Molecule: messenger RNA, 1320 nt
Organism: Pieris rapae (cabbage white)
Lineage: Eukaryota; Metazoa; Arthropoda; Insecta; Lepidoptera; Pieridae
Product: dynein assembly factor with WDR repeat domains 1
Exons: 9
Coding region: 50-1309 (419 amino acids)
Molecular function (GO): protein binding
Source: RefSeq, a predicted model, not a curated record